Messenger RNA from Sparassis crispa, 252 nucleotides. RefSeq lists its product as hypothetical. Bases 1 to 252 code for a protein of 83 amino acids. NCBI's taxonomy places the organism in Eukaryota, Fungi, Basidiomycota, Agaricomycetes, Polyporales, Sparassidaceae. The record is from RefSeq and is a predicted model, not a curated record. The transcript has 3 exons.
AUGCUGCAAACCUUUCUUCGUGCGAAUAGCUUCCCUGCGAGCUCCCGUUGCCUCGUCGAAAUGCUCUACUACUUCAUCUCUAACAACUGCAAGAUGGUGGAUGUCCCGCUGGCGGAUGGUGGGCCUGACGCGGUGGACGCGCUCGAUUCCCAACGAAUACUGGGGAACAGUAUCAUGUUCUGUUAUGGAUCGACCGACUGCAUCACUGGCGCGGCCCAGCCUAAGGCAGGUGCAGCCCGGGAACUACGAUAA